Molecule: messenger RNA, 1152 nt
Organism: Nelumbo nucifera (sacred lotus)
Lineage: Eukaryota; Viridiplantae; Streptophyta; Magnoliopsida; Proteales; Nelumbonaceae
Product: xyloglucan endotransglucosylase protein 1-like
Biological process (GO): cell wall biogenesis; xyloglucan metabolic process
Cellular component (GO): cell wall; apoplast
Molecular function (GO): xyloglucan:xyloglucosyl transferase activity; hydrolase activity, hydrolyzing O-glycosyl compounds
Source: RefSeq, a predicted model, not a curated record
UCCUUGGUCCUUAUCCCUCGACAUAUUCCCUCUCUGUAUAAAUUCCCCCUAAACCCAACGCCAUUCAUCACCAAGUCAAAACCCCUCUCCCUCUCUCUUGCUUGCUCGCUUAAGUGCCAAACAUGGCGUUUGCUCAUAGGCUUUCAGACCUUCUCAUGUCAGCUUUGAUCAUGAGCUCUCUAAUGGCUGCUUAUGCUGCUAACUUCUACCAAGACUUUGACCUCACAUGGGGUGACCAUCGUGCCAAGAUAUUCAAUGGAGGACAGCUUCUCUCCCUUUCCCUCGACAAGACUUCUGGCUCCGGCUUCCAGUCCAAGAAAGAAUAUCUCUUCGGGAGGAUUGAUAUGCAGCUCAAGCUCGUCGCCGGAAACUCUGCCGGCACAGUGACUGCCUACUAUUUAUCUUCUCAAGGACCAACGCAUGAUGAGAUCGACUUCGAGUUCUUGGGAAACCUAAGUGGAGACCCUUACAUCCUUCACACCAAUGUAUUCACACAAGGGAAGGGAAACAGAGAGCAACAGUUCUAUCUCUGGUUCGACCCUACCAGGAACUUCCACACCUAUUCAAUCGUCUGGAACCCACAAAGGAUCAUAUUCUUGGUGGACAACAUUCCUAUCAGAGAAUUCAACAACGCAGAAGCGAGAGGCGUUCCUUUCCCUAAGAACCAACCCAUGAGAAUCUACUCCAGUCUCUGGAACGCCGAUGACUGGGCGACAAGAGGUGGCCUAGUGAAAACUGAUUGGACCAAAGCACCCUUCACUGCUUACUACAGGAACUUCAAUGCCAAUGCUUGUGUCUGGUCUGCUGGAUCCUCUUCUUGCAGCUCCAAGUCUACGAAUUCUUUCACAGAUAGUGCUUGGCAGACUCAAGAACUCGAUGCAACGAGCCGAAGAAGACUCAGAUGGGUACAGAAGUAUUACAUGAUCUACAACUACUGCACAGAUGUGAAGCGCUUCCCUCAGGGUCUCCCUCCUGAGUGUAGACGUUGAAGGUUCUAAGAAAUGGCACCAUGGCUUUUGUUUUAUUAGUUUAUUGAAACGAGUUUGUAACAUAUUCGUCGGUGUUGAUUCUUUAUUAUUUUGUUCAUAUUCAAAUUUACAUGGUUUGAUGCUAUGUAAUAAAAGAAGUCAAAUAAAUUAAUUAUAUUCAUUA